Messenger RNA from Rhinichthys klamathensis goyatoka, 2482 nucleotides. RefSeq names its product cytohesin 1b (gene cyth1b). Gene Ontology annotation, biological process: regulation of ARF protein signal transduction. The transcript is spliced from 13 exons. Bases 394 to 1644 code for a protein of 416 amino acids. Gene Ontology annotation, molecular function: guanyl-nucleotide exchange factor activity. Lineage: Eukaryota; Metazoa; Chordata; Actinopteri; Cypriniformes; Leuciscidae. The record is from RefSeq and is a predicted model, not a curated record.
AGCACCACAGCAGAGACUUUCGAAUUUAAAAGGGUCGUAGACACAGAGAAACACAGGGGGGAGCUUAGAAAGCUCUGCAUGGUAAACACAAAGUGGCGGUGAGUAUGAAGAGAGAGAGAGAGAGAGAGAGAGAGAGAAGGAGGAGAGACUGUACAAGGAGAGAAGUCAGUGAGUGAGUUUGCAAGACCAGCACACAUCAGAGCAGAGAGCAGUGCUGUGGAUCUUUGCUUUGGAAUCUGUCACACAGGAAAACCCAAAGGAAAAUUUAUGAUAAAGCAGAGCGUUAUAUAAGUAUCAACAGUUCUGCUUUCGGACAAAAGGGGAAGUAGCUUGUGUUUUCUCUCUCGUCGCUCAAUCGCACACUCAUCAGAGUGAUACAGGGACAGUUGAGCUAUGGGGACGGUAAGCGAACUCUGUGCGUCCAGCUUCCAGGCGUUCCUGUGUCCUACGGUUAGCCCGGCUCCUCCAGCAGUACCGGACGACCUGACGCCAGAGGAGAAGCAGGAGCUGGAGAACAUUAGGAGACGUAAACAGGAGCUGCUAGAGGACAUACAGCGGCUCAAAGAUGAGAUAGCAAAGGUGACGAAUGAGAUCGAAAGUCUUGGCUCCACUCAAGAAAGAAUAAACAUGCAGCGGAGUAAACAGAUUGCUAUGGGCCGCAAGAAAUUUAACAUGGAUCCCAAAAAGGGUAUUCAGUUCCUUAUAGAGAAUGAAUUGCUGAAGAACACUUGUGAAGAUAUUGCUCAAUUCCUCUACAAGGGUGAGGGCCUCAACAAGACAGCCAUCGGAGAUUAUCUGGGUGAAAGGGAUGAAUUCAAUAUUCAGGUUCUUCAUGCCUUUGUGGAGCUUCAUGAAUUUACAGACCUAAACCUGGUUCAGGCACUCAGACAGUUCUUAUGGAGUUUCCGGUUACCGGGUGAAGCUCAGAAAAUUGAUCGAAUGAUGGAGGCUUUUGCCCAGCGUUACUGUCAAUGCAAUCCUGGUGUCUUUCAAUCCACAGAUACAUGUUAUGUGCUUUCAUUCGCAAUCAUCAUGUUGAACACGAGUCUGCACAACCCUAAUGUGAAGGACAAGCCGUCUGCAGAUCGAUUCUUUUGCAUGAACAGAGGCAUCAAUGAUGGAGGAGAUCUGCCAGAAGACCUGCUCAGGAACCUGUACGAGAGCAUUAAGAAUGAGCCCUUCAAGAUACCUGAAGACGACGGCAACGACCUCACACACACGUUCUUUAACCCAGACCGCGAGGGCUGGCUGCUAAAACUGGGUGGACGGGUGAAGACGUGGAAAAGGAGAUGGUUCAUCUUGACAGACAACUGUCUGUAUUAUUUUGAAUACACCACUGAUAAAGAGCCAAGAGGGAUCAUUCCUCUGGAAAAUCUCAGUAUUAGGGAAGUGGAUGACUCCAAGAAGCCAAACUGCUUUGAACUCUUCAUCCCAGACAACAAGGAUCAGGUCAUCAAAGCAUGCAAGACUGAAGCAGAUGGACGGGUUGUGGAAGGAAACCACACUUUCUACCGCAUCUCAGCGCCAACAACAGAGGAGAAAGAAGAGUGGAUUAAAAGCAUCAAGGCUGCCAUAAGCAGGGACCCUUUCUAUGAGAUGCUUGCUGCCAGGAAGAAGAAAGCCUCAUCUUUGAAGAGACAGUAGAACCGCUCAAGUCUGCAUGGAUGGAUCUCCGCUUCAAGGCCGCAAAGAGGAUGUUUAGACAUGGACCUGGAAAAGGGGCGAAUGAUAAACGGAAGCCAUAACGCUGGAUUGGAGCGAUUUUUAUCUCAGGAAUGACCUUGAGUUUUGAAGGUUGUCAGUGCAGUUGGCUUUCUUGGAGGUUGUCUGACAUUUAUACGUUUAAUUCUCAUGAACGAACAUUAUCGUGCACUCACGUACAUUAUCAUCUCAAAUCAGCAGGUCUGACUGAAUGUGGCGUCUUAUUGACCUUUUCUAAGCUUGCUGAAGACAAGACCGUUCUUUUCUGUGCUUUGAUACAUAUAAAAUGCUAAUUGUGCACCUAUUUUUACACUGCUAUGUACUGUAAGUAUCUGGGAGGGUUUUGGCCUUGUUUUGUUUGAGACUAUCUUACUGGUUUUCUAAUCAUUUCUGAUCUGCUGUCAUAUUUAUCAUUUUUUUGUUGGCUAGAAAUUUUUUCACAUUUUGCCAAAGUUUGUCUUUCAGUCCUACUCCAUGUAAUACUUUCCUAAAACCUGAAGUUGAGUGCUUCUGAUUCAUGAACAUGAAAUGAAAAUAUAUUUUUAUUUUGAUGCUGUUUAUUUAGCGUAAACAGUUUUAUUUAAAAUAUCAGGACAUUUCCAUUGUUCACUGAUCUCAUAGGUGGCCUUGAACGACUGUGAAAUCCAAAAACAUUUCAGUAAGUUUGGUUCAUGUUUAUGGAACAAUGUCAAAAAUUAAACUACUGACAUGAGAGUUUAUUUUUUACUAUGUUUUGUAUUUUACCACAUUAAAUGUAUUGGUUAAAUUAACUCAUGAAGAC